AUGGCCGACAACGUUGUGCAACCUUCCGCGGCUCUCAAGACUAUGGAGAGGGAGUACAAGAGCAAAGCUGUCGAAAUGACAGCUCUUUUUGAGAACCUCUUGAAGCUCCUCUCCGAGAAAGAAGUCGAGUGUGAAGAUCUCAAGUACGAUUUGCAAGACCAGACCGAGUCGAGACGCCAUUGGCACAAGAGAGCAGCGGACGCUGAAGGUCGCAUCGCAAGCGUUCAGCACGUCCUCGUCCUCGUUGAUGGAAACCAGACAUUUUUCAAGCCGGGUCUCAUUCUUGCUGGCCCACGAGGCGUAAGAGGAGCAGUUGAGACACUGAUUGCGGAGGCCAAAACGUGCGCUCGAGCGCAACACAAGAAUGACCUGUCCGACAACCUUUCAGCAAUAGUGCACAUCUUUGUCGAUGUUGGAAGACUCGCGCAUGACCUCUCAACUGCCAAUUUGUUGCCGGAACCAGACCAGCUGUGGACUUUCAUCCAAGAUGCAAGCAAACUUGAGCCAGGCAUUACGAUUUCAGACUGUGGCUCAGGUCAAGGCGCUGUUGAUGCAAAGAUGAAGCAUUUCUACGAGCUGUAUCUGGAAAAUUGUCACUGCCGCCAUCUUUUCCUUGCACUCGGACGCGAAGCCGACUACUAUAACGUCCUGUCCACUUACGCUGACGACGAGUUCACGAGGUUGAAGACUUCUUUGAUCAAACCGUCUCUAGGAUUGCCCGAUAAAUACAUCCUUCCCUUUGAUACGGUCGACUUCUCUUGCUUGGAAAGUGUACGCCGACAGACAAUCUCCUUCAAUGACACUGUGCCGAAGGUCAAUGGAAUGCCAGCAGCCGUCUCACGUUCUGCAUUUGCCCAAGUUCCCUCUGUGUCUCCCUUCGAUGGAAAUGCUCGGGCUGCUCCUCGAGCUUCCCUGACCGCCACAGUCCCUGAGUCCAUCGCAACGCCUCCAGCUGGUCCUCGAGGUCCCGUGGCCCGAGUUGAUGUUUAUGGUGCAACCCCGCGUGUGAACGGCACACCUCCAGCCACAUCUGGUCGACCGGCGUCUCCCUACGCACAAUCACCAGCGCCAGGCUCAUCUAGUUCACCAAUCGGACAAGCAGCUCCAUCAACUUUCGACCCUGGUCCGCCCAGUACGAUGGUCCAGGCUCCAGAAGAAGCUCUAACUACUCGUCAUGCUUCUCCUGCUUUCGUCGCACAGACUUCUUCUGCGCCGGCUACGGUGCAAACCCAGGCACCAGUUUCAGAAGAUGCUAUCAAAGAGUACGGCGAUGCCAAUGGCAACGUUGAUAAAGUGGAAGACGUGAGUUCUGCCGCAGUUGUCAAGCUUAAUACCUCUUCACAUUCUUCAAGCCAAUCCAAAAAGUCAGCGGAGCAAAGCUGGGAGAGUGCUACAGUCAAUGAUUAUGCCCCUGCACCCAACCCGGUUCCAUGGACAAUGGAGGAGCCCAUGGCUCAACCAGCGUCGCACGAGUUUAACGAGCCACAGACAUACUCGAGGAAGAACAACAACAACUUCCCUCGGCGACAGCCGAGAGAAGGGGCUGGCGGCGGCGGGGGCGGUGGCAGUGGCGGUGGCGGUGGCGGAAGGCAAGACCGUUUCAAUGGAGGUCAGCAGUCCGGUAGACGUCUACCGAGACAGUUCAAAGGGUCAUAUGAUGAUAUGAUGUCUACGCAAGGUUCGUCAGCAUCACCGAGACCAGCAACUACGUCGAUGUCAUCAUUGGCUAUGUCCAAGUCGACUGACUUUGCCAACUCUUUUACACGACAGGACGUGACAAAGCCUGAGCCAAACCCUCAGGCACGCCCCGUGUUAGCCCCCGUUGCGCUGAACACACUGAACCAGCGAAUUGAUCUCAAACUGCCCAGACCAGCUCCAGCCGACGAGGAAGCUUUCAAACUACGAACGAAUAACCGACACUUGUGCAAUGAACACCAUAUGCGGGGACAAUGCAGCAAUAUCAAUUGCACCUACGACCACGAGGAAAUAUCGGACGGUGUGUAUUUGGCAUUGAGGAACACGGCUCGCCUCAGCCCCUGCAACCAGGGAUCCCGUUGUCGUCAACACGAUUGCUACUUGGGGCACCACUGUCCGAACGUCUCGAGAAUUUCGGCUUGUGGGAGACCCAAUUGUCCUUUCAAAGCCAGGAAUUUGCAUGACAUUUUCGAUUUGACGAUCGUUGAAAUGAUUGAGCCGUCGAAGAAGGAAGAGCUACCAGUCGAAGACUUGAUUUGA
Cladophialophora yegresii CBS 114405 is the source of this 2235-nucleotide messenger RNA. RefSeq lists its product as uncharacterized. The transcript has 4 exons. The coding region runs from base 1 to 2235 and encodes 744 amino acids. The record is from RefSeq and is a predicted model, not a curated record. Lineage: Eukaryota; Fungi; Ascomycota; Eurotiomycetes; Chaetothyriales; Herpotrichiellaceae.